Molecule: messenger RNA, 2493 nt
Organism: Polyodon spathula (Mississippi paddlefish)
Lineage: Eukaryota; Metazoa; Chordata; Actinopteri; Acipenseriformes; Polyodontidae
Product: cyclin-dependent kinase 14-like
Exons: 15
Coding region: 413-1813 (466 amino acids)
Biological process (GO): protein phosphorylation
Cellular component (GO): cytosol; cytoplasm; nucleus
Molecular function (GO): cyclin-dependent protein serine/threonine kinase activity; cyclin binding; ATP binding
Source: RefSeq, a predicted model, not a curated record
UCUCCUUCAAAGAGAAUCCCCAAAAAGACAACCAGACUGAGAGAUAUCAGUGAAAGCAGCGAAUGUGAGCUGCUGAUGUGCAGAAUACUGGGCAUUUUUUUGUAACUGCCCUUGUUGUUAAGUUUCGUGUGGACAACCCGUUAUUCUCUUUGGGAAUUGUGUUUAUUUUGAAAAACUGAAAAAUGAAUCUUGCAAAUGGAGAAACAUGAAAAAGUAGAAAGUAAAAACACAUCUUUGAAACGGGAGCUGCUUGCAGAAUACAUUUCCUGUGUUUGACAGCAAAGACGGAGCAGAAGAAGAGUUUAAACUCAGUGAUCUUUUGUUCCAAGUUAUUGUUUAGGAUUGAUACGGGAUCUAUACAGUUUGAAAUUCUCAUUUAAAAAAAAAAAAAAAAAAAAAAAAAAAAAUUGAGAUGUGUGACUUAAUGCCAGCCGCGCAACCCACCGAAAAAAUGGGCAAAAUGAAACAGUUGCGGAGAACUUUGUCAGAGAGUUUCAGCCGGAUUGCUUUCAAGAAAGAUGACAAUGACUUUGAUGAGAUAUGUGUCACAAAGAUGUCUGCACGCAAUUGCCAGGGAAUGAACUCAAAACCCCUGGACACCAUUCCUGAGGACAAGAAGGUUCAAAGGACACAAAGCAACUUUGACCCCUUUGAAAAGCCAGCCAAUCAAGUGAAGAGGGUUCAUUCAGAAAACAAUGCUUGUAUUAACUUCAAGGGAUCUUCCACAGGAAAGGAAUCCCCAAAACUCAGACGACAUUCUAGCCCAAGCUCGCCAACAAGCCCAAAGUUUGGAAAAACAGACUCCUAUGAAAAACUUGAAAAACUAGGAGAGGGGUCAUACGCUACAGUAUACAAGGGCAAGAGCAAGGUAAAUGGGAAGUUAGUUGCCCUUAAAAUGAUCAGGUUACAAGAAGAAGAAGGGACUCCUUUCACAGCAAUCAGGGAAGCCUCACUGUUGAAAGGCCUGAAACACUCCAACAUAGUGCUGCUACACGACAUCAUCCACACAAAAGAAACAUUAACUCUGGUUUUCGAGUAUGUGCACACUGAUUUAUGCCAGUACAUGGACAAGCACCCCGGGGGUCUUAAUCCAGACAACGUGAAGUUAUUUUUAUUUCAAUUGCUCCGGGGAUUGUCCUACACCCACCAGCGGUACAUUCUGCACAGGGACCUGAAACCUCAGAACCUGUUGAUCAGCGACACAGGAGAAUUGAAGCUCGCAGAUUUCGGUCUUGCCAGAGCCAAGUCGGUCCCUAGCCACACAUACUCUAAUGAGGUGGUAACCCUCUGGUACAGACCUCCAGAUGUUCUCCUGGGCUCCACAGACUACUCCACCAGCCUUGACAUGUGGGGAGUAGGAUGCAUCUUUGUAGAAAUGAUCCAAGGAAUUGCAGCAUUUCCAGGAAUGAAGGAUAUCCAAGACCAGCUUGAAAGGAUAUUUUUGAUUCUGGGGACCCCAACAGAGGAUAUAUGGCCAGGUGUCCACUCUCUGCCUCAUUUCAAGCCAGAAUGGUUUACUCAGCACAGCCCAAAGAAACUGAGGCAAGUGUGGAAUAAACUAGGUUAUGUGAAUCAUGCAGAGGAACUAGCCACCAGGUUCCUCCAGUGCUUCCCAAAGAACAGACUGUCAGCACUGGCAGCCAUGAACCACGAGUACUUCAGUGAUCUUCCCCCACGGCUCUGGGAACUAUCUGACAUGUCCUCUGUUUUCACUGUUCACAAUGUCAGGUUACAACCUGAAACAGGAGACAGCAUAAGGGUUUGUGGGAAAACCAACAGUCACGGCAAAGGUUCGUCCAACACCCAACACUGACAGGACACCGUAUUCCAUAGAACAGGAAUUCAGAUCCCAACGGUCAACAGUACAUACGAGCAACUGGUUUAAAGAUGAUUUCAGCUGACAAGACUUCCCUCCUUCCCUACUGUGUGUCUAUUCUAUACCCAUGUUUUAUGAUGUUGACAGUCAGGUUCUAGUGUGCUUGGGACACCUUCUGGUUUUAAUUGGUUGGUUGUAUAGUUUGUUUACUGUUACAUGGAAUGUUGUCGUGUAACGCCGACCCCUAUAUUGAAAAUGAUUCUUACAGUGUACAGCAGCAUUUAUUACAUUGUUUCAUAACAGCUCUUUUCAUAAGCAGGCUUGUUAGUAUAUUUUGAACGUCACUAAUAAUGCUUUUACAUAAAACCAGUCCACUGUGCCAUUAUUCUUUAUGCCAUUUACUUAUUUAAAGGACCUGAAACUAGUCAGGAACACGUGUUUCUGACAGUGCUGUGGAAUAUAAUCAAGGCAACAAUAAUUUAGUUUAUUCUUCAAACAGCAACAGAAAGUAUUUUUUGGACAGCACUGUACUAUAUUUUAGGCUAAAUCAGUUUGAGGUUUUUGCUACCACAAUCUAAUAGGAAUUGAACAUGUAUACUUUAGCAUUUGUUGAAAACCAUUAAAAUGUAUUAUAGGCUAUUAUUUUAUUUUAAUAAUUAUUAUUGUUUUUCAUAUCG